AUGUCGAAGCGGCAGGGACCGCCGAAACACCAGAACCGCUACGCGUGGAAGCCGAACCUUGGCCAGAAGAUCAACGAAACCGAGCCCGGGGGCAGGUUCCGACCUCUAUCAGAGAUCACCGGCGUCUGCCAGCGCUGCCGGGAUCAAAUCGACUGGAAACGCAGAUACGGAAAAUACAAGCCCAUUGUUGAGCCAGCAAAAUGCCAGAAGUGUAGUAAGCGAAAUGUCCGGCAAGCGUACCAUAACGUAUGCAGAGAUUGCUCCAAGGACCUCGGCAUAUGUGCCAAAUGCUGCACUCGUGUUAAUGAGCUUGUUGGAAGGGAUGCGAAUGAGGAGGAAAGUGAACGCAAGGAACUAGAAGAGGCUAUCAGAGGUGCCAGGGAGAGGGAAAGACGUGCACUUCUUCGUAUUAUGAGCAAAGGCAAGGGUGGGGAGAGUGGGCCGUCAGUCCCAAAGAUUGCUGACAGAAGUCGAGAAGGUGAUAUCUUCCCUGCUGCAUCACUUGAUGAAUACACCCAACAAGCUAGAGAGCAAGAAGAAGAUGACUCAGAUGAAGAGACUGGAGAUUUUGUGGAAGAUUAA
Molecule: messenger RNA, 582 nt
Organism: Miscanthus lutarioriparius
Lineage: Eukaryota; Viridiplantae; Streptophyta; Magnoliopsida; Poales; Poaceae
Source: the annotation of a GenBank genome assembly